CGCCAGACCCGCGCGCUCCCUGCUCGCAGGCCACACCUGGCGCGCUACCUGGGGCCGCCGCCGCCGCCGCCGCCCGCGCGCCCGCCCCGCCCCGCCCGGGCGCACUGGGCAUGCGCGGGGCGCGAGGACGCGCCCGCCGUUCCCAGCGGGCGAGGCCCCUUCGUGCGCCGGCCCCGGCCCGGGCCUGUCCCGCGCGCCGCCAUGGAGCGCAUCGAGGGAGCAGCCGUGGGCCCCUGCACCGCGUCGCCCUACCUGCAGCCGCUCACGCUGCACUACCGCCAGAACGGCACCCAGAAGUCCUGGGACUUCAUGAAGACCCACGACAGCGUGACCCUGCUCCUGUUCAACUCUUCCCGAAGGAGUCUGGUGUUGGUCAGGCAGUUCCGGCCAGCUGUGUACGCAGGUGAGGUGGAGCGCCACUUCCCAGGGUCGCUGGCGGCUGUGGGCCGGGAGGGGCCCCGGGAGCUGCAGCCGGCGCUGCCCGGCGUGGCAGGGGUGACGGUGGAGCUGUGCGCCGGCCUCGUGGACCAGCCGGGGCUCUCGCUGGAGGAGGUGGCCUGCAAGGAGGCGUGGGAGGAGUGUGGCUACCGCCUGGCUCCCUCCAGCCUGCGCCGGGUGGCCACGUACAGCCCCAGCGGGGAGCCAGACUGCUCACCUGCCCGUCACAGGUGACACGGCCCUGGAGCUCAAGGCACUGGUGUGGGAGCAGCCAGCCGAGGACAAGGCUGAGAGGACCCCCGGAGGGGUCACAGGCCGGGCCGUGGGAGGGGCCCCAGGGACAGGAGGCAAGGGAGCAGCGGGGGGCCCUUGGGGUGGGGAAUGGAGGCCCCAGUUCCGCUUCCCCCCAGUGCUGGCACCCCUCCAAGGGCGCCCUCCCUCCAGGACGUCCCUUAUGGCCCCCCUCUCAGGGCACUCCUGGCCCGCCUCCUGUUCCGGAUUCUGGCGUGGCCGCUGCGCCACCCCAUCCUCGUGGCCGCGGUCACCACUCGUGCGCACUGUUCGUGUCAGUUCCUCAGGCUGGGUGCCCAUCCCCUGCUGGCCACUGCCUGCUGAGGGAGGGCUCCCUCCCUCUCCUCGCCAGCUUGUGACCAGGGGCUGGGCCCUCACUCCCCAGGGCACUCUGGGUCUCAGUCGCCUUCCGGCCAGCUCAGCAGUGACAUCCCAGGUGCCCACCAGGGAGCCCUCACUGGUCCCACAGACUGUUCCUGUGUCCGUGGGUGCAGACCAGGGCCUGGCCUGGCCUGGCAGCCGGCACAGGACGCACUGCAGGUCGGAAGGAGCCCUGGCCGGGCCCCCAGCAGAGCGAGGGGCAGGGGCCUGCACGAGAACUCAAGCGCCCCUCGGUUUCUGAGGCUCAGGGUGGGCGUCUGGGGUCUUGCUCGGUGCAGGGUGCUUGCUGGCCGUCGGCCGGGGGCUUUGCUGUGAGCACGUGACGCUAAGCCCACCCAGGAAGGCCCCUCGUGAUGAACCUGUGUCCUCAUGCCCGCUGUGUGUGGCGUGAUGCCCCCACCAGGGAUCAGGGCUCAGUAGACCCUGUCUCGG
This is a messenger RNA of Oryctolagus cuniculus (rabbit), 1542 nucleotides long. The record is from RefSeq and is a predicted model, not a curated record. NCBI's taxonomy places the organism in Eukaryota, Metazoa, Chordata, Mammalia, Lagomorpha, Leporidae.